CAACCGCCGCACGACAACCGCAAUAACUCAACCAUGGCGGCCAACGUGGAGCAGUCGCCUUUCUUUCAGCAGCAGAUUUCGAAGGGCGAAGUCGUUGUGAAAGACCCGCCCAAGUUCGACCUGGAAUCAUACAUUGCCAAUUAUGCUGGCUUCACACGAAUCGACCGGCUCUCUCAUAUCGGCUCCCACUCGCCAUACCUCGCCGUAGACGCUUACCGCCUCGCCAUUGCCGAAGCAAAGAAGGGCAAGAACGUCAACGUAUACACAAGCCUCGUCGAGAACUUCAGUAGCAUUGCACCGCAAGACCCGGCUGCUUUGACAGACACGACAUGGGCGGAGAAGAAGACGCGCGAGACGCAGCAGGAGCAAGAUCGGCUAGAGCAUGAGUUGAAGUCAUACAAGAACAACUUGAUCAAGGAGAGCAUUCGGAUGGGCAACGAGGACCUAGGCCACUUCUACUACGACACUGGUGACUACAGUAACGCGCAAAAGGCAUACCUGAAGAUGCGCGAACACUGCACUUCGAACAAACACCUCGCCGAUAUGACCCUGCGCCUCGUGUACGUUAGUAUUGCGCAGAAGUCAUGGUUGGGCGUACAAGCAAACCUGGCCAAGGUGGAUGCCGCCCAACUCAAGGGCGAAGAGAAGACCAAGCUCGAGCCUAUUGUUUCUGCCUGUACUGGUCUCUCACACAUGGCUAUGGGUAACUACCGCGAAGCUGCGGCAAACUUCCUCGGAACCUCACCCGCAUUCUUGAUCGCCGAGCCCGCGGCAAACAUUACAUGGCAAAAGGAAGUGUUGUCAGGCAAUGACGUAGCCGUCUAUGGCGGUCUCUGCGCACUCGCAUCCAUGGACCGUAGUGACCUGCAGAACAGAGUUCUCGGUAAUAGCGAAUUCCGAAACUUCCUCGAGCUAGAACCACACAUUCGCCGCGCCAUUGCCCUCUUUUGCAACUCCAAAUACAGCGCCUGUCUGGAAAUCCUUGAAAGCUACCGCAACGACUACCUGCUAGAUGUCUAUCUUUCCAAGGUACUCAACACAAUCUACGGCCGCAUCCGAACCAAGAGCAUCGUACAGUACUUCAUCCCCUUCAGUUGCGUGACGCUCGAUGAAAUGGCGUCCAAGUUCCCCGCGGCAGGACAUAGGAGCAUCGAAGACGAGUUGGAGGAGAUGAUCAACAAUGAAACCCUCGACGCGCGGAUAGAUCUAGUCGACCGCCUUCUCAUCUCUCCGCCGACGAAUCCCCGUCACGACGUGCACGCAGAGGCCCUGGCCAUGGCCGAAACGUACGACCACACCCUGCGUCUCCGACUCACGCGUAUCAACAUGCUCGCUGCGGGCAUGGACAUCCAGCAAUCCAAGGGCUUCUCAGGGGAGAAGACGUCGUCCGGCCUGGGUGACGGGAUUGGUGCGAGCCUGCGCGGUCUGGGCUCGAAGAUGGGAUUCACUUAGGAAGAUGAGUCCCUCAAGGCUGAGUCUUGGGAGCCAAAUAGGAAGUGUCAUUACGAAGCAUACAUCAGAGAGGAAUUUGGGCGUAGGUUUAGCGGUUAGCAUUGCAAGGCGUUUCAAUCGGGGCGGCGCAAGGUACACGAUAGCAGCUAGGCAGUCGUUCAGGCGUCGGUGAAUAUGAGCAGACUGCACAGACUAGAUUACCUCUUGGGUCGAUAUUAGUCCCGUAGAGAUACGGCAUAGCGUUUGGCAAUGCAUAUAUAGUAGAGUAUAUCUCUGCAUCCGCACCUUUUUCUGAAGUGAUGCGUAAAAUAAAUAUAUCACAUUACAACACUGUGCGGUCAACUACGA
Cucurbitaria berberidis CBS 394.84 is the source of this 1800-nucleotide messenger RNA. Its product is annotated as PCI-domain-containing protein. Gene Ontology annotation, cellular component: COP9 signalosome. The record is from RefSeq and is a predicted model, not a curated record. Bases 34 to 1452 code for a protein of 472 amino acids. Lineage: Eukaryota; Fungi; Ascomycota; Dothideomycetes; Pleosporales; Cucurbitariaceae. The transcript is spliced from 4 exons.